UGUCCCUGGAAUAAUUUCUAGGUCAGCGUUCUCUGUGUUGGUGCUCUGCCUGUGUGCUGGUGCCUGCGGUCUCUGCUAGUCUGCCGAUCACCUAAGCGAUCAGCUGUGAGCCUGUGAUGAUGGAGGCUGCCGCAGUGCCAAAGCUAGCCUGGCGGGUGGUGAAGCCACACAUCCCACUGAUCAGGUUUCGCAAAGGCAGCCCCUUGGAGCUUGUACGUGGCAGCCAAGAACCAAAUGCUGUAGCUGGGAAGGCUGCUCUGGGAGGUGUCACUCAGGCUCCAAAGGUGCUAGAGGAAUGGGAAGUGCCUUACAAAUACCGCAGGCCUCUCAUCACUGAAGAGGAAAUUGAAUACAUUAAUAGAGGAGGUCCAGCCUAGACCCAUACUUUCUAAUUAAGGACAAUGUACAUACUUUGAUGUUAAUUCUCUAAUUUUAAGUAAAUAUUGAUUAUAAAAUUUAA
Messenger RNA from Scylla paramamosain (green mud crab), 460 nucleotides. Its product is annotated as alpha-ketoglutarate dehydrogenase component 4-like. Bases 117 to 377 code for a protein of 86 amino acids. Lineage: Eukaryota; Metazoa; Arthropoda; Malacostraca; Decapoda; Portunidae. The record is from RefSeq and is a predicted model, not a curated record. The transcript is spliced from 4 exons.